Molecule: messenger RNA, 3922 nt
Organism: Myzus persicae (green peach aphid)
Lineage: Eukaryota; Metazoa; Arthropoda; Insecta; Hemiptera; Aphididae
Gene: egl
Exons: 7
Coding region: 400-2586 (728 amino acids)
Biological process (GO): nucleobase-containing compound metabolic process
Molecular function (GO): nucleic acid binding; 3'-5' exonuclease activity
Source: RefSeq, a predicted model, not a curated record
ACAUUUUUGUGUGCCAGUGCACUAGCGCCGCCGCACCUGCCAGCCAAUACUCUCAGUAUUUUUGUAUUCGUUCGUCGUACCAUCGCCCGGUGUGACCGGUGUGUGCUGUGUAGUUUAGGUAAACGUAAACGUUUUUUUUCUAAGUUAGUAUUUUUUUUUUUUGUUUUUACCUAUCCUCAAUUUAAAUUUUUUCUCGUCUUUAAAAACUACCGAAAAUGAAUCAGCUCGGCGAGUCGAAGCUGUUCAGGACGGCCCGACGGUCUACUCAACAAUAGCCUAGGUAGAAACUACCUACCUACCAAUGGAAAUAAAAAAAUAUAUUGAUACCAUCAAAUCGACCAGUGGCAACAUAGCGGAGUAAUAACAAUAAUAUAAUAAUUACCACCAGGAUCAAACACAAUGGACAGUUCGGAAUACGAAUCGGUGAGAAACGAAACGCUGCUGUUCUUUUUCGAAAAAUUGGUAGACAAGGGCACUCCACGGUCCCUGCACGACCUAAGUUGCCAAUUUGGUUCGAAAGGAUUUACCAAAGAGAUGCGACAGAUCGCUGGCGGAUCUCAGUCAGGCCUAAAGAAAUUCCUAUCUCAGCACCCGUCGUUAUUCACUUUAGACGGAGACCUGGUUGCAGCGUCUCAGAUAGUUGCACCAGUACAAUCAGAUACUAAUUAUAACCACAAAGCAGUCCAUUAUUUUAAAGACAAGUUAUUAAAAUAUGGAGUUGGAACUGAAGUACCAAUUCGAUGCCUACUCGGACACCGUUCUCAAGCGCCACCAGAGAUCCGGUUAAUAUCUGGUCUACACAUUAAAGAAUUUAGAGACUUUUUGAUGAAAUAUCCGGAUGUAUUUACUGUUGGCGAAGAUACCAUUAUACUUACCGAGUAUGCAGGAUUGGAGCGUAAAAUGUAUGAUGAUAGCGACCAACGUGAAGCUAAAAUUGAUCCAGAAAUCACAAAACGUCUUUUAGCGUUUUGUGUGCAAUGCUUGGAAUGUAAAGGCCCGAUGUUAACUGAUCAAAUGUUCCAUAGUAUUUCCUUGCGUUUUACAGAAAAUACUUGGUCACCGAUUUUUAAGACUCCAUCAGAUCUGUUCACAUUUUUGAAAAUGCAUCCUGAACAGUUUGACACACAAUCCAAUUUAAUAACUUUGGCAAAAAAUGGUCCGAAACCAGAAGUUAAAAUCGCUAGAAUUCCUACAGAAGUUGUUCCAUUAACUCCCCCUAUGUCGCCGCCUCUACCCAAACCAAUACCAAACAAUAAUCAAUCUCUCAAACAAAGAAUUAACAAUUUAGUCAUGAAAACAAUUGCAGACAACACUGAGCGAAAUAACAAAAUACCAAAUGGCUAUGAUGAUAGCGAUGCAUGGAAAGGAAAAAUGUUGAACAAUAUUAAAGCAAUCGUAACAAGUACCAAAGAAUGUUCAAAUAUUGUGGAUAAAAUUUUGGCACAAAAGUCAGCUAUUGGUAUAGAUUUUGAAGGUCUAUGUAUUGGAGCCAAUGGUCAAUUGACCUUAAUGCAAGUGGUAAAUGAAGAUGGAUUAUGUUUUAUAUUUGAUUUAAUUGCUUGUCCGCAAUUAAUUAAAAGUGGAUUACAAAGUCUUCUAGAAAGUGAAGAAAUAACUAAGGUGAUCAAUGAUUGUCGGAAUGAAAGUUUGAACCUGUACAACCAGUUUGGCAUUGCAAUGAAAAACGUGUUCGAUAUUCAGGCUGCCAUUGCUAUUAUUCAAUUUCAAGAAACUGGGCAACCGGUUUAUAAGGCAAAAAAUCUUAGUCUUAAUGCCAUAUGUGAAAUGUAUGGUUUGCCAAUAAACUCAUCCAAGGAUCAGUUGAGAACUCAAAAUAAAAAAGAUCAAAGGUAUUGGCUACGGAGGCCAUUAUCUAAGGAUAUGCUCGCUUACGCUGCCAGUGACGUAUUAACUCUCAUGCCUAAAUUAUAUAAAAUUUUAUCUGCUCAAAUUCAUCCAUCCAAUACUAAACUGCUCGAAGAGUUAUGUGAAGAACAAGCGUUUUUGUAUAUUUCUCCAGAUAAUGUUCAAAAACGUAAGCACCAGCGUAAAAUUGAUAACGAGUUGCAAGUUCUUAAAGAAAAAUUGUCUACUGAUAAUGGCAAAAAUGUUGUUCUCAGUAACAGAGAAUUGAGAUUAUUAAGGCAUUUGGAAUUAACUGAGGAAGAUAAAGAAAAGUUAAAAGGAUCCACAAAGGUUGCAAAAAAGUUAGAAAAGAUGGAAGGAAAAAAUAUGAAAUAUAAUGGAGAUGAGUGUGAUUCCAAUGAGUUCCUUAGCUUAGACAGCAAUAUCAGUGGUAAAUCAACAUCAUCUGAUAAUUCUGCAUCUGGAGAAUCCCAAUCUAUCGUGUCCGAACAACCGCUAAGCCUAACUGAAUCUAUGCAAAGGCUGGAUGAUGUAUUAUCUGAUAAACUUAUGGAUCGUUUGGAAAAAAUUGAGCGUCUUGAGUCAUUGUUGACAAUGGCCAUGGAUGCAGAGCCAGACCAAACAGAUAGUUUAGAUACUUCACCUAUGAGUUACAAGUGCACAUGCCGUUUAUUUGCUACAGACACCGUUGACAUGUCCACUCAAACUGAACCACUAUAAUCCAUUAUUGUUGGAAAAGAGAAAUACUUUGGGUUUAUUAUUUAAUUUUUUUAAAUGUUAUGCCUGGCCAUGGCCUUUGAGCCUAAUUGUUUAGUUCACGAUCGGGUUUCAUAUUACUUUUGAUUAAUGUAAAAAGUGGUAUUGAAAAAUCUGGGUCCAUGUAUAUAAUACAAAUAGAGAAACUAAUUAACAGGGUUGAGUCUGUACAAUAUCCGUCCAUAAUAUUAUUAUACCUGCUAUAUUUUGUGUUACGAUAUAGCAAAGGUCAUAAAUAAUAUUCAAAAUUUGACAGCAAUAAAAAGAAAAAAACCGCAAGACGGUUAGACAAAUUAGACUGAAAAAUAUUAUAUUUUUAUUAAAUUUGCGCUAGCAUCACAACGUGCCUAUUUAGAUUUUAGAUAAAUUAAUUUUAGUUGACUUUGUUUGCUCAAACAGUAUUAACCUAAAUUAUAGUAUUUUAUUGUGAAGUCCAUGUACUAAAAUAAGUAACAUGAAUGCCUGUAUAAUGAACUAUCAUGAAGUUGAAGGUUAGGGAUUUCAAAAUAAAUGCUUGGUGUUUUGAAAGUAGACAUUUUACUCUACACCUAUUUAACUUGAGUAACCCAAGCAUGUAUAUUGUAUACGCUAUACUUGUUUUUCUAGGAGCCCCCCUCUCCCAGUUAAUUAAUCAUAACCAAUAUAAAUUACAAAUUCAAAGUUCUAUUAUGUAAGUAAAAUAAAAUAUUGGGUGGGAGGGUUCAAAAAUUCCCAAUCCCCCCCCCCCUAUAGCCCUGUAUACGUGCCUGAUGCGGUAGAUGGACAUUUUCUCCCCGUGUAUAUUUUACACACAGUUAUUUUUGGUUAAAUUCUGCAAUUCACUAUUGUGUAUCUUAUUAAUCAUUAAGAUAACCAUGAUAAAAUAACAUAGUAUGACGGCUACAAACUGAAAUAUUGUUAAGUCUUGCGCAUUUAGUUGUAUCAAGUUUACUUCAUAAUAUACUAUAAGUACAUAUUAGUCAUGACAAAACCAAUGAAAAGUGGCAAACUAGAUACUGAAUAGUGACGUGGCAAUGAGUAUGCGUAUCAUUAAACUGCCAUCAUACCGUGUUAUUUUAUCAAGAAGGUAACUGUCGAUUACAGGACUGGAGUUGACAGUUGGGAUAUAUCAUAUACGUAUAUAAGCGUGCACAGAUAUGACUGGCAGGGUAGUCAUAAAUAACACAUUAACACAUACACACACACAUAUGUUAAACUAUAAUAUAUUAUAUUCUUAUCCACUCCUAAAGUUAAAAAAAAUUUAGAUGUGGUAAUUUUUUUCCCCAUAUUCUUACAUAUUACUGUUGACGGUAUCUAACAU